Acinonyx jubatus (cheetah) is the source of this 1092-nucleotide messenger RNA. RefSeq names its product brain specific homeobox (gene BSX). Gene Ontology annotation, molecular function: DNA-binding transcription factor activity, RNA polymerase II-specific; DNA binding. The transcript has 3 exons. The coding region runs from base 394 to 1092 and encodes 232 amino acids. Lineage: Eukaryota; Metazoa; Chordata; Mammalia; Carnivora; Felidae. Gene Ontology annotation, biological process: regulation of DNA-templated transcription. The record is from RefSeq and is a predicted model, not a curated record.
CUCAAAUUGAGAUCGAGAAACCAACCUGGUAGAGAAGCGAGAACCCUGUCCGCUCCGCUCCCUCUGGGCCUGGCCGGUUGUAUUCAGCACCGCGGACAGCUCCCCGCCCCGCCCCGAGCCCACCGCACCCUCCCCUCCGCGGCUGGCAGCUUUGCCAUUGGCUCUCCCACCUCCCCUUCUCGAAGCUGCCGAUUCUACACAUAGACCCAACCUACCCAGGAGCUUGUCUUCUCGCCUCUCCAGCGCCCGGGGUAGCCCAGGCCGGGGAGAGAGCCUCGAGGGUUUCUGAGCCUCGGAGGGUGGUUGUCGGCUCUCGACUAGGCUUGCUGAGUCGCUGCCUGCUUCCUACACUUCGUCUCCGGCCCUCGCCCUGUGGCAGGCGCUUGGCUCAAGAUGAAUCUCAACUUCACCUCCCCUCUGCACCCGGCGUCUUCUCAGAGGCCCACGUCCUUCUUCAUUGAGGACAUCCUGCUGCACAAGCCCAAGCCGCUAAGGGAGAUGGCCCCUGAUCACUUCGCCAGCUCUCUGGCCUCCCGGGUGCCUCUCCUAGACUAUGGCUACCCCCUCAUGCCCACACCCACCCUCCUGGCUCCUCACCCUCAUCACCCUCUGCAUAAGGGAGACCACCACCACCCUUAUUUCCUCACCACCUCGGGGGUGCCGGUGCCGGCGCUGUUCCCGCACCCCCAGCACAGCGAGCUGCCGGGGAAGCACUGCCGCCGCCGCAAAGCUCGCACGGUUUUCUCGGACUCGCAGCUUUCCGGCCUGGAGAAGAGAUUCGAGAUCCAGCGCUACCUGUCCACGCCAGAGCGGGUGGAGCUGGCCACGGCCCUCAGCCUGUCCGAGACGCAGGUGAAAACGUGGUUCCAGAACCGGCGGAUGAAGCAUAAAAAGCAGCUGAGGAAAAGUCAGGAUGAGCCCAAAGCGCCCGAUGGGCUCGAGAGCCCCGAGGGCAGCCCUCGCGGCCCAGAGGCCGCAUCCGCCGAGGCUCGGCUGGGCCUGCCCGCCGGCCCCUUCGUGCUGACCGAGCCCGAGGACGAGGUGGACAUCGGGGACGAGGGGGAGCUCGGCUCGGGGCCGCACGUGCUCUGA